AUGGCUCUUUCAAGACACUGCAUAACAGUAAUUGGAAAAGUAUGCAAUUCACCUAAUGUUAAGAUACUGUAUCCAUAUGUUAGGCCUAGUUCUGCCCAAGGCCACCUAGGCAACCUUGGAUCUCAAGAUAUGAGACGGCCUCAAAAACAUUUUGAAAGCACAAAAAGACCCAAGCCCAACUCUAUUAACCCACAAAACCCUAUCCCUUUCCCGUCCAUCCAACAACUAUAUCCCCAAAUCGCCUCCAAGAACCUUAAGUACAACCGAUCAAUCUGGAACUACAGCAACCCAAGCAUUGAUUGUAGCCGAACGAAGAUUGAACUUAGCUCCAGCAACAAGAAAUCGACCACGGCCGACACCGAGCAGCAUCCAACUGACAUUCAGGUAGAUGAUGAUCCAGACUUCAACGAUUCUAACCAUGAUGUAUAUGAUGAUGAUGACAUAUUGUUUGAUUGUAACGUGAUCGAAGGCAUCAAAAUGGGAUUGCAUAUCGAGCCACAGGAUGAAGAUGCCCUGAAAUCAGAUAGAUCGUCAGAUGCAUCUUCUGAAGAAAUAAAAUUAGGUAGUGGUUUGGACUCGGAUGAGAACAUAAGUACACAUGACUUUCCUGAAUUUUUUCCUCAAAAUGAGAAGUGGAAUCCACACCUCGAGAUAGGGUUAUUGUUUGGUGUAUUCGAGGAGUUGAAAAAUGUUGUUAGAAAUUACGUAGUCUUCAAUUAGGUUGAACCAAUUUUCUAGUGAAAUGAUAAGAAUGGAGUCCAUUGUGUAUGUAAUGAUGGUUGUCCAUGGAAGUUAUGGGCAUCUAAGCUUCAAGGUCA
Olea europaea var. sylvestris is the source of this 818-nucleotide messenger RNA. RefSeq lists its product as uncharacterized. The coding region runs from base 1 to 720 and encodes 239 amino acids. Lineage: Eukaryota; Viridiplantae; Streptophyta; Magnoliopsida; Lamiales; Oleaceae. The record is from RefSeq and is a predicted model, not a curated record. The transcript has 4 exons.